AUGGGUAUCCUGUAUCAAUCCGUUUUACGACAGCCUAAAGUGCUACCGGUGGGUUUGAAACGAAUCAGCGGCGAUUGCUCCAACCUCACGGUUGGAAAUAAAAAUGAUGACCUGGCGAUUAGUAAGGCGAUUAAUGCGCUAACUGUUGCGCUGAUAAGCAAUUUUUCGGAUGGGUUAAAGUUCGGACCAAGCUACUAUUGUUACACAAGAAAACGAGACAUUACAGCGUACAUGCAAAUUAUAUGUGAGAACAUUGUUUGUCCAUUCGAAGGCAUUGAGCAAGUUUGCUGCGACUACAGAUUCAACAAAACAACGCUCAGACGCAAAGUCAUCUGUCCAGAAAAUGAAUUCAUGUAUGACACUAUAUCUUGGAUUGUGCCCAUAAUGUUGGCCAUCAUUCUUUUUAUUUACUUCCCUAUACUUCUAUUGUUUGUCGCGUACAAACUAUUUGACGAUCCUUGUGCGACAUAUGUAACACCAAGCCGUACAGAACAAAAUUUAAAAGAAUCCGACGACGGGUGCCUGGAUUUAGGAAUGGACGGACUCUGUCACACUACCGAGAUCUAUUUACUAGAGGGGUAUAAGCAUGUCAGUUUUUUCAAAACAAUAUUCAUGCCCCUUGCUUUUCUUAAGAGAGCAACAGUAACGGUAAAAACACGUUUCAUAUGCCUGCUGUUAGGUAGAUUGACAAGAGUAGCUUUUCCAUUUGUAACCCUUAGUAUAAUUGGUCUUCAGGCAUAUAUUGAUUCCUCAAAUUUGCAAAGUUUCAUUAGGACGAGCGUGAAAUUAGGCGUUCCAUAUGGGCUGCGGUCAAUAAUCACGGGCUACGAAAUGAGUAGAACAAACUUCCUACCCUUCCUUGGUGGUCCUUUUGUAGCCCUGUCGUGUUAUGUUGUAGUCACCUCAGUCUUGCUUAUGAUUCCAGAGUCUUUACCGACGUUUCUCGCUAAAGGUUUGAGGCCAACAGCAAUGGUUCUUUAUCUCCCAUAUGCGAACAUUUGAAAACCCUCAAACGUUUUGGAUCACUUAGGUUCACAGAAAAAUCAAUGGGAUACUUGCUUUUGUUUCGUUUUAUAGUUUCACAAGUUCUCAUGGUGUUGAAUCUCGAUUUCUGGAAAACAUCCAUUGCUAUACAACAUGAUCGCUGGCAAAGAAUUUACAAUAGAAAUGGUAAUUGUUGCAUUCUAAUUCU
This is a messenger RNA of Mya arenaria, 1192 nucleotides long. RefSeq lists its product as uncharacterized. Lineage: Eukaryota; Metazoa; Mollusca; Bivalvia; Myida; Myidae. Bases 1 to 1002 code for a protein of 333 amino acids. The record is from RefSeq and is a predicted model, not a curated record. The transcript has a single exon.